This is a messenger RNA of Pelodiscus sinensis (Chinese soft-shelled turtle), 3530 nucleotides long. RefSeq names its product hepatocyte nuclear factor 4 alpha (gene HNF4A). Gene Ontology annotation, biological process: regulation of DNA-templated transcription. The record is from RefSeq and is a predicted model, not a curated record. Lineage: Eukaryota; Metazoa; Chordata; Testudines; Trionychidae. Gene Ontology annotation, molecular function: RNA polymerase II cis-regulatory region sequence-specific DNA binding; nuclear steroid receptor activity; zinc ion binding. Gene Ontology annotation, cellular component: nucleus.
CAGCAAAUCCUUUCAGAGAAAUAUUUGAAAUAAAAGACAACAGAUAGGGGACGCAGUGAAGGCAGCAGGAGGCUGCGAGGCCAAUAACCUCCGACAAGGGAAUCGCUGCAAUCUGGCCCGUGUUUGCUGAUGAUAAUGCGUCUUUCCAAAGCCCUGAUAGACAUGGAGAUGGCAGAUUAUAGCGCAGCUUUGGACCCAGCUUACACCACUCUGGAAUUUGAGAACAUGCAGGUGUUGGCCAUGGGCAACGACACGCCUCCAUCAGACACGACAAACCUCAGUGCCACCAACAGCAUCGGGAUGAGCGCGUUGUGCGCCAUCUGCGGGGACCGUGCCACGGGGAAGCACUAUGGCGCCUCAAGCUGUGACGGCUGCAAAGGCUUCUUCAGGAGGAGCGUCAGGAAGAACCACAUGUACUCCUGCAGGUUUAACAGGCAGUGUGUCGUAGAUAAGGACAAAAGAAACCAGUGUCGAUACUGCAGGCUAAAGAAGUGCUUCCGAGCAGGGAUGAAGAAAGAAGCUGUACAAAAUGAACGUGAUCGAAUCAGCACCCGGCGCUCCAGUUAUGAAGACAGCAGUUUGCCUUCCAUCAAUGUCUUACUGCAAGCAGAAGUCCUUGCACAACAGAUAUCGUCGCCAAUUUCCGUGAUCAACGGAGAUAUCCGAGGGAAGACGAUUGCGAACAUAACAGACGUGUGUGAAUCCAUGAAGCAGCAGUUGCUGGUGUUGGUGGAGUGGGCCAAGUACAUCCCGGCUUUUUGCGAGCUUCCCUUAGAUGAUCAGGUGGCAUUGCUGAGGGCACAUGCAGGGGAACACCUGCUCCUGGGAGUUGCCAAGAGGUCCAUGGUGUUCAAAGACAUCUUGCUAUUAGGGAAUGAUCACAUAAUCCCGCGGAACUGCCCUGAGCUGGUGGAGGUGAGCCGGGUGGCCAUCCGAAUCCUUGAUGAGCUGGUCCUGCCAUUCCAGGAGCUGCAGAUUGAUGACAAUGAAUAUGCCUGCUUGAAAGCCAUCGUUUUUUUUGACCCAGAUGCCAAAGGGCUGAGCGACCCCACCAAGAUCAAGAGGAUGCGGUACCAGGUGCAGGUCAGCCUGGAGGAUUACAUCAAUGACCGGCAGUACGACUCGCGGGGCCGCUUUGGCGAGCUGCUGCUUCUGCUGCCCACCCUGCAGAGCAUCACCUGGCAGAUGAUCGAGCAGAUUCAGUUUGUCAAACUCUUUGGCAUGGCCAAGAUUGACAACCUACUGCAGGAAAUGCUGCUGGGGGGCUCGUCGAGUGAAACCCCGCACGCUCACCACCCUCUGCACCCUCAUCUGAUCCAGGAGAACUUGGGGACGAACGUCAUCGUAGCCAACACGAUGCCCGCGCAGCUGCAUAAUGGGCAGAUGUCCACUCCGGAAACUCCACAGCCUUCCCCGCCUGCAGGCUCAGGACCUGAGCAAUACAAGCUGCUCCCCGGGGCCAUCGCUACUGUAGCAAAACAGCCCACUUCAAUCCCCCAACCCACCAUCACAAAACAAGAAGUCAUCUAGAGUCUCCCAGAAAGAAACCAGCCUGUGGAAGACUGUGCUGGGGAAAACAGACUGACUGUCCCAGUGAAGACGGAAGAUGUCAGUGGAUUCACAGGCACAAACACAUCAGCUUGUUUAUUGGAAGACCGCAAAAGGCUCGCUUUGUGCAGCUAGAGAGAGCAUGUGCCGUGGGCCAGCUGAGAAUUACAUAUCGGGGAGUUAAACCAUAGUGAAAUCAUUAGUCCUCGUAUGAAGGGCCGGAACUGAAACUCGUGCCUGCCAGUGACUCUUGAGAUUUGCCUUGACUGCUUGCCUGUGAAGUGGCACUUGACCACUUUUUACUGCCUCGGAGUGGGUUCAAAGCAAACCAGACAUUACUAAAAGAACGGACUUAGCCAACACAGAUGUCUCAUUUGAAUGAUGGGCAGAGAGGCCUCCUGCUGUCUUUAAAGUUUCUCAGAAUAGUCCCAAAUUUCAGCCAACAUUAAUGGAGCUAGAAAUUCUCUGGGAAGCAUCAUUCCAAAGACCGGGGUGGGCAGGGUAUAAUAACCCUCUGUGACAAUAUUUAAGCACAGCCUGGUCCCCUUGAUGAGUUUGGUGCUUUGGAAUUCCCUGCUAUUUCAGACUUUCCAUAUGUUGGGGUACUGCUGGGGUUUCUUACCCCAGCAUCAUUAUUCCCUCCCCGUGUCAGCAACUGAAGGAGGCAAAGCAGCAAAUUCCUCCAUUAUGCUACCACGGCACGUUUGCUAAGGGAGUCAUGGGAGCAAUACAUGCGUUAAGGGAAUGGAGUGAUGGUUCUGGGAUUCAGCUAAUGGUCUUGGGAAGGACAGAGAUCGGGAGGGGACAAUAUUUGCUCAGCACCCUGAAAUACCACACAGAUCUCGCCUGCGUGAUUGCUGGAAAUCUGGCUGGGUCCGUGCCUCCUAAUUAUACUCACACAUCUUAACUAUAAGCAAAAGCUUAUCUGCAGCCUGUUUGUGGGAGAUUAUGGUGGGUGGAGGCACGACAGAGAGUAGGGAGGAAAUCAGAAGUGGAGAGAUGAGAGAUGGACGGACCCAAGACACAAAGAUUGGACCAGGAUUGCAUGUUCCUCAUGGCUGGGGAGUGUCUGGAUAACUGGUCACUCACAGGUUUAUAAGGUUUUACGUCAUGACAGAGAUUAGUUGUGACAGUCUGCAAGGUACAGACCCGCAAAGCAUGAGGGCAAUUAGAAACCCAUAGACCCUCAAGCUCUGCUAUGAAGUCCUUACGGGGUCAAGGAGAAACGUUUUAUUAUGUAAAUAUCCUGCCUAGUUCCUGGCCUAGACCCUUGCCAUGGAACCUCGCUGGUUUCACUUUGCCUGUGUUUUCCUUUUGCUCAUUGAAGCCUAUUGGUGCUAUUCCCUGCAGCUCCCACCACCACAGGGAAAGAAGGCCAUGAAGCUGGCAAUUUCUCCUUCCCUAAAAACUGAAAUCUCUUCCUGGGGAAAUACUCAUUUUUCCUGACCACACACUGGAUUUCUGCAAGGUCCUGGCCCAGUGGAAACAUCAAGAAGUGGUGGAGUCACAAUUGCUAAAAGCUCUUGGGACGAAUCCCCAGCUGAUGUCAAUAAGAGUUCCUCUGAUUUACACUGGCUGUGGAUGUGGGCCCUGGAUUUCAAAUGCAAAAAUGCAGCACCUCGCCCCUGCCUACGGGUAUCAAAGUAUUGUAUUGCCUGUCAACCUGAUGGCAUUUUGCUGAAUAAUUUAUUGCGGUGAUGAAUCUAAUCAUUUUCCAGACUUUAUUUUGUAAAUCACAUUGAUUAUGAUCGGGAAAUUAAAUGUGAACAACUGAAUAAUGAGACCGUCUUUUUCCAACUGCCCCAACUUUUCCUGUAUGUAGAGGUAAUGUAUGGGGAAUAUGUCUCAGUGCACAUUUCAUUCGCACCAGACAUCCCCAAUACGGUUCAUUAAUUUUUGCUGGUUACUGCCUUCCAAUGGAAACAGAGAAAUAUUUCUUCACUACAGUUGUAUUAAUAAAAAAAGAAAGAAAUGCAAAAAUA